AUGGCUACUCCCACGGACCCCCUCAACUUCAUCCCCGCAGACAUAUUCUUCCCUACCGUCCCAAACUUCACCAAACCCUCUGAAGCUCUCACUGUUGAAUCAACUACCUCAACAUCCCCCAGCGAUCCUCUUCGCUAUGCUGCGCACAUCACGCUAAAGGGUGAGCCCAACACUCACUGUCUAGUCCAAUUUGCAUCGCCGCAGAUUUGGAGAGUCAGAUAUAAUCCAAAGUACACUGCUGUGUCGGACUAUGAUGAUUUCAACUCCCGUACUAUCGUUAGAGAUACUUUCUCGAGCUUGGUAGAUGAUCUCCAGCAGGAGUAUAGAGACUCUGAGGCUUGGAACUCGCAUCCUGCUCAGGAGGGAUGGUUCUGGAAGACGACCUUUGAGCAGAAGUCUUCAGACCACUGGGUCCUCACUACCGUUGAGUACGAGACUAGUGAAUCUACUGGUGUCCCAAACACAGCUCUUCACUUCUUCGCCUCCCCAUUCCGUAUCGUCGCGACGAGAAAACUCAAGCCUCUCGACGCAGACCCAGCGUUCUUGAAGACCGUUGGUAUAGACACUGUGUCAGAGUACGAGGAGAUCAUCUGGCAGACUACAGAGGAGACCUUCUCGUAUCAAGGUAAUCCAAACAUCGGUGCCGUGAACAAUGUUGUUCUCAACAUCAAGAAGCCUGGACCAGCGGCGUAUCUUGGUUUUGGAGAGCAGGGUGGACGGACUGUUAUCAAGAAGCCUACGUAUCUCAACUUCUUCUGUUAUGAUAACUUCAACUACUCGAAAGUAUAUGGCCUUGGAGCUCUGGACACUCGAGAACCGCUGUACCAUUCUACACCUUUCUUUCUGGAGAUGAACGGCACUCCGGAUCGGAAGAAUGUUACGGGUGUUAUGGUGGAUAACUACUCCCAAGUUGCCAUCGACCUUGGAAAGAAUGAUUCGCAUACCAUCAGUAUCGCUACGCGCUUCAACACCUUUGACGCAUGGAUUCUCACGGCCGAUGAUGUACCGAGGAUGAUUUGGCAAUACACCUCCAUUGUCGGAAGACCUAAGCUCAAGCCUCGUUUCAUUCUGGGUCACCAUCAAGCAUGCUACGGUUAUUCCAACGAGGGCACAGUGAACAACGUUGUACAAAGUAACUAUGGCUUCCCCAACGUGGGGUCUUUCUUGAACGGUCUGAAGGCAAAGGGCGUCAAGAGCUGCACCAACAUCACCCCCAUUCUCACCAUUCGUCCCUCGGAUCAAGGUCCCUACACAGCACUGGAUAGCUUUUGGGAUGUGAAUGAUAAGAAGAACCCAGAGACCAACCUUCUGGUCGCUGAUAAGCGAUAUAUGGAUGGCCUGCCUAACAACCAACCUCUUUGCUGGCGCUACGACGGUGGUCUGCAGAACCUGGACCCUAAUAACGUUGACCAGCGUGAGAGGUUUGCAGACUAUAUCGGCGCUCCUGACUAUAGAGAUGACUAUAACUUUUCUGAGAAUUAUAACAGCGGUUAUCCAUUCCACGGCGGUGUUAGCUAUGGCACUAACCUUGGAACUCCCGGAUUCUAUCCUGAUCUGAACAGAAAAGCUGCGAGGAAGAAGUGGGGAGAGCAGUAUCAGUAUCUUUUCGACAACGGUCUUGAAUUCGUCUGGCAAGACAUGACAACUCCAGCCGCCGCAAAAUGCUACGGCGAUUCCCUCGGUUUCCCCUCCCGUCUCCUAAUGACAGACGACUCCUACACCAACCCUCCCAAAACCAAAACCGCCAUCGAGCUCUGGAGUCUCUACUCCUACAACCUCCACAAAGCAACAUACCACGGCCUCAACAACCUCAAAGGCCGCGAGAACAAACGCAACUUCAUCAUCGGCCGCGGAAGCCAGACCGGCAUGCACCGCUACGCAGGCCUCUGGACCGGCGAUAACGGUAGCUCAUGGGACUUUUUCAGAAUCUCUGUUGCGCAGGUCCUUGCGCUGGGAUAUAGCGGUUUGAGUAUCGCGGGCGUGGAUAUGGGUGGUUUUACGGCUGAUCCGGCGAAUACGCUGCCGAAUCCGCGGUGGUGUGAUCCGGAGUUGUUGAUUAGGUGGUAUGCGGGGGCGUUUGCGCUGCCGUGGUAUCGGAAUCAUUAUUUGCAGCAUCCGGAGGCUAGUUCGGGGGGUUGCAAGGCUUUUCAGCUUCGAUACUCCCUGCUUCAAGUCUUGUACGACUACAUGUUUGCCAACUUGAUCAACGGUCUGCCAGUCGCUCGUGCAAUGCUCGUUACCGAUCCCUUUGAUACAAGCCUCUUCAACUCCAACCAAGGAUUCAUCGACAACCAGUACCUUCUCGGCCACAAUAUCCUGGUCUGUCCUCAAGUUGAGGAAAAGGCAAGACGUCGCGAUGUCUAUCUUCCAAACUCUGACAAGUGGUAUCCCUCUAAUCUUCGCGUCAACAACCAAGGCUUUGGGCCAGACCCGAUUCUCAAACAUGCUGCUGUGUUGCAAAAACCAGCUCCUGGUGGCAAGAUCGUGGAUUAUGACUGUCACAUCCCUGAUGCUGUCGCCAACCCGGAGCAGGUCGCUUAUGUUACUCCUGUUUACAUUCGAGGAGGUGCCAUCAUUCCUCAACUUGACGUUCGUCAGUAUGUCAAAGAGGGCGAUCUGAACCCGCCUACCAUUCAUGUAUACCCAGGCGGCAAGACUACUGAGCCUACAUCAUACUCGAUGUAUCUCGACGAUGGUGUCAGCCGCGACAGUGCGCCCAUCGAGCUGCCUCAGCACAAGUACAAAGACGCAGCAAAGUAUACCAAAGCAAAGGGUAUCUAUCGCGAAGUCAAAAUCACUCAAGAAAACAGCAAAACAAACCGCAAGAUCACCAUUCGGCACCAAUGGGACGGCUACGACGCCAAAGCAACCGUCGGCGACACCUACAACUUUGCCAUCUGGACCGUUCAAGCCACUGCGCCGCCUGAGUCACAGAUUAGCGUUGACUUUGAGGAUGAGAAUGGCAUGACAGUCAUUGACUCUGGACUGACGUCGACUUAUAUCUCAGGUCGUGGUGUUUUGACGGUUAGUGUACCGGUGCAUCUUGUGCCGUCGCUCAAAACACCUCAGAACUAUACGCAGGGGUCUUCCGCGGAUCGGUAUUUGGCUAUUAAUGUUAGUGGACUGCCUUAA
Molecule: messenger RNA, 3132 nt
Organism: Fusarium musae
Lineage: Eukaryota; Fungi; Ascomycota; Sordariomycetes; Hypocreales; Nectriaceae
Exons: 18
Coding region: 1-3132 (1043 amino acids)
Biological process (GO): N-glycan processing; carbohydrate metabolic process
Cellular component (GO): glucosidase II complex
Molecular function (GO): carbohydrate binding; alpha-glucosidase activity
Source: RefSeq, a predicted model, not a curated record